Messenger RNA from Micropterus dolomieu (smallmouth bass), 1185 nucleotides. RefSeq names its product RAB28, member RAS oncogene family (gene rab28). Lineage: Eukaryota; Metazoa; Chordata; Actinopteri; Centrarchiformes; Centrarchidae. The transcript is spliced from 8 exons. Gene Ontology annotation, molecular function: GTPase activity; GTP binding. Bases 381 to 1049 code for a protein of 222 amino acids. Gene Ontology annotation, cellular component: endosome; Golgi apparatus. The record is from RefSeq and is a predicted model, not a curated record.
ACGCAACCACGCCGCCGGUGUUUGGGUUUCCGGUUCUGCUCUUUUCCCAUUCAUGCAAAGGACUUCAUGGCGAUACUAAAAAUUUUUGCAAACUGAAGUGCCAAAUUGUGGCCUCCGGUUUGUUUCCCCCGUAGCUGUAAACAGCGCUUUAACCGAAAAUCAGUGUAACUUGUUACGUCUUGUUCACAGGGUGUGAGUGGAUCACGCCGAGCAGAGCAGCAGUGUUAUUACAAGAAGAGUCAAAAUGGCGUCUGGUAGUCGAGUGUACAGCCGUUUAAUCCAUCUGUGAUUAACGUUAGCCUUCACAACUAGAGUCAGCAACCUGUGACUUUUUUCUAGUGCUUCAGUUUUCGGAUACAGUCGGAGCACAUUUUACCGUCAUGUCGGACUCGGAGGAGGACAGCCAGGACAGGCAGCUUAAAAUAGUAGUGAUUGGAGACGGUGCGUGUGGGAAGACAUCACUCACCACCAGGUUUGCACAGGAGGCCUUUGGGAAGCAGUACAAACAAACCAUUGGCCUGGAUUUCUUUCUGAAGAGAAUAACCCUUCCAGGCAAUUUGAACGUGACCCUGCAGGUGUGGGACAUUGGAGGCCAAACAUUAGGAGGGAAAAUGCUGGAUAAAUAUGUAUACGGAGCUCAUGGGCUUCUCCUGGUUUACGAUAUCACCAACUACCAGAGCUUUGAGAACCUGGAGGAUUGGUUCAGCAUGGUGAAGAAGGCCAACGAGGAAUCUGAUAUCCAGCCUGUUGUCUCCCUGGUUGGGAACAAAAUUGACCUGGAGCACAUGAGGACAGUGAAGGCUGACAAACACCAGCGUUUCUGCCAAGAGAACGGCCUCAUCAGUCAGUUUGUAUCGGCCAAGUCGGGGGACUCGGUGUACCUUUGUUUCCAGAGAGUGGCUGCUGAGAUUCUUGGUGUAAAGUUAAACAAAGCAGAAAUAGAGCAGUCCCAGAGGAUUGUGAAAGCUGAGCUGGUGGACUACCCACAGGAUGAAGGCCCAAUUAGACAAGAGAACAGCCAGCAAAGCAAAAUAUGUUCUGUUCAAUAGUUGGAACGUGUGGUGAAGGCAGACAUUGUGAACUACAGUCAGGACACCGUGGCCAGGACAGUCAACCCCCCUCGCAGCUCCAUGUGUGUGGUGCAGUGACCCCCUCCAACACACACACACACACACACACACACAC